UAGACAAUGGGCGAACGACGCAACAAAGAGAAUUUCGAAUGUUUCGUUAACGAAACUUCAUAAAUAUCUAUAGAACCCUUUUUGAGACAAAACAGUAAUACAUCUCAAUCUACAUACAAGUUACCAGAACAGAGCAAUAAUUCCAAAAGGACAAAAUGGAGAUGAAUUGAUGUGAAGCAGUUCGAUAGCAGAAAGCCACGAGGGGGAGUAUUUUCAAUUAGUCUCCGAAUCACCGUGAAGUCUAGGGCAAGAGAGGGAGCCAAGCGUUCUUCUGGUAAUCAUCCCUUAAAGGAAACUAAAUAAAGAUAUCAUGAAAAAUCGAUGACUUCAUAUCACUGUCACUGCUGUACCUAUACGUUCGCCUAUACUUUUCACAUGGAUUAAGGAAGAUGGAGUCAAUUUCGUGAAGACGCGUUUUCUCGAUAGAUCGAUAAACCGAUAGACUGAUAGACUGUGCUCUAUAUGAAAAAGAGGACCAAGGAUUCUCCAAGGGUUACACGGAGCUCUCGCCAAGGAUAACUCUAGUGACCAUCAGUGAACACAUCACGGGCGUUGAUCGUCCGCACCCUCGACUCAAGACAUCCCUUGUAAUCCUUUCCUCUGGAGGCGCUCAGAAGACAGUCAAGAUCCAUCGCUGCCAGGAGAUGUCGAAAAGUCAAGUUUUCUCCCGACGGCGAUCAUGACAGGAAUAUACCGGAGAUCGGUGAGUACAGAAAGCGCGGGCGAGGAUGAGGAUAGCUUUUCUAGGGACUCAAGAACUCAUCCCUAUCAGCAUGGUAGCGGUGGCAGCAGUAUCGGCGGCGGUGGGGGCGGCGGUGGCGGGGGGAUGAUUUUUCCUCUGAGAAUGGCAGCAGCCAUGAGGGCUCGUUCUGGUACGGGGCUCGUAAGGGGUGGUGGGCAACAUGUGAACUUUGACCCCGAGGCACCCCCACCACCCCUGCAAUCGCAAACGACAUCACUGCAAACGACAUGCCUACUUGAGAAGCCGGAAAUUGAUAAGAAAGUCAAGAGACACAGCAUCCAUGGUAUGAUGGAGGAGGAGAACGUCGUGAGGCCCCACCAGGAAAUGGCCAGUCUCUCCCUGGACGAGAAAAAGUACCUCCUAGCCGUUGAACGCGGAGAUGUAGCUUCGGUCAGAAGGAUGCUCCAACGCGCCCAGGAAACGGAAUACAUAAAUAUCAACUGCGUAGAUCCUCUAGGCAGAUCCGCACUCUUGAUGGCCAUCGAUAAUGAGAAUCUUGAGAUGGUUGAACUUCUUAUCGAGCACAAGGUCGACACGAAGGACGCUUUACUUCAUGCCAUCUCUGAGGAAUUCGUCGAAGCUGUGGAGGUACUUCUGGAACACGAGGAGACCUUCCACAGGAACGGCGAGCCCCACGUAAGCAGCUCUGUGUCGUCCGCUUGCCGCCUGCCCGUUCGUAGUCCUAGUUGGGAAGCACUACCACCAGAUACAGCUACGUUCACACCGGACAUCACGCCACUGAUCCUUUCAGCUCACAGAGAUAAUUAUGAGAUCAUUAAGAUCCUGCUGGAUCGAGGAUCAACCUUACCGAUGCCCCACGACGUGCGAUGCGGUUGUGACGAGUGCGUGACCUCUAGAAUGGAAGACUCCCUAAGGCAUUCCAGGAGUAGGAUAAAUGCGUACAGGGCUCUGGCGUCGCCUUCUUUGAUAGCCUUAUCCUCGAAGGAUCCUAUUCUGACGGCUUUUGAACUUUCUUGGGAAUUACGAAGGCUUUCCUUCCUGGAGCACGAAUUCAAGUGUGAAUACCAGGAAUUGAGACGACAGUGUCAGGACUUUGCCACGGCUCUCCUGGAUCAUACCAGGAGUUCUUACGAACUGGAGGUCUUGUUGAAUCACGAUCCCACGGGACCCGCCUUCGAGCAUGGCGAAAGAAUGCACUUAAAUCGUCUCAAGUUGGCCAUUAAGCUACGUCAAAAAAAAUUUGUGGCACAUCCAAACGUGCAGCAGCUACUUGCCUCCAUUUGGUACGAAGGGCUGCCAGGAUUCCGUCGAAAAAAUAUGGUACUCCAGGCUUUGGAAAUCGUCAGGAUUGGUAUUCUGUUUCCAUUCUUGAGCGUGGCUUACAUAAUUGCCCCUCAUAGCGUAAUGGGACAAACGAUGAGGAAGCCAUUUAUCAAGUUCAUCUGCCACUCAGCAUCAUACUUCACUUUCCUUUUCAUGCUAAUUCUGGCCAGUCAAAGGAUAGAGAGCGUUAUCGGGAAUUGGAUGGGUCAUGACAUUCCAGAACACGAACCGGCACCCACGAAGAGAGGAGCAGCUCCUACGAUAGUCGAAUGGUUUAUACUGGCUUGGGUCUCCGGUCUCAUUUGGUCUGAAGUAAAGCAACUGUGGGACGUGGGUCUGGAAGAGUACGUGAACGACAUGUGGAACGUAAUAGAUUUCGUCACGAACUCUCUCUACGUGGCCACGGUCGCCCUGAGGGUCGUCGCCUACUAUAGGGUUCAGAAGGAGAAUGAGGGACAGGAUCCAGAAUCGGUCGUUGAACUUCAAAGGGAACAGUGGGAUACUUGGGAUCCUAUGCUCAUAUCCGAAGGCUUAUUUUCUGCGGCCAAUAUUUUCAGCUCUUUGAAGCUCGUUUAUAUAUUCUCUGUGAAUCCGCACUUGGGACCACUUCAAGUAUCACUCUCCAGGAUGGUCAUGGAUAUUAUGAAAUUCUUCUUUCUUUACGUCCUGGUAUUAUUUGCUUUCUCUUGUGGUCUCAAUCAAUUACUUUGGUACUAUGCUGAUAUGGAGAAGAAAAGGUGUCCCAGUGCGAUGCCUUAUCCGCCCAAUGCGAAUAUCACUACGGAUUCAAAUGCUUGUGUAGUCUGGAGAAGAUUUGCCAAUCUGUUCGAAACGACCCAAACACUCUUCUGGGCGGUUUUUGGACUGGUGGAUCUUGAAAGCUUCGAACUGGAUGGCAUUAAAGUAUUCACGAGAUUCUGGGGCAUGCUGAUGUUCGGAACAUACUCGGUGAUCAACAUAGUCGUCCUGCUCAAUCUCCUCAUCGCCAUGAUGAAUCAUUCCUACCAGUUAAUUUCCGAAAGAGCUGACGUCGAAUGGAAAUUCGCCAGAAGUAAAUUAUGGAUAAGUUAUUUUGAAGAAGGUGGUACUGUACCCCCACCAUUUAAUAUCAUACCAACCCCUAAGAGUGCCUGGUAUGUCGGGCAAUGGGUUUAUAGAAAGCUUUGUGGUCACAGUCGAGCAGCCAAGAAAGAGCACAUGCGAACGAUAAGGAGAAAAGUGAAACAGGCGUCGGAAAGGGAUUUUCGUUAUCAGAGUAUCAUGAGAAAUUUGGUGAGGCGCUACGUGACUGUGGAACAAAGAAAGACGGAGGGUGAAGGCGUCACUGAGGACGACGUAAACGAGAUUAAGCAGGACAUUAGUGCGUUUCGUUGUGAACUUAUUGAAAUUUUAAAAAAUUCAGGAAUGAACACAUCUACAGCUGCUGGUACCGGUACAGACGGUGGCUUCAAAGCGCUCUCCAUAGGUGCAGGCGGUAAGAAGAAUCGUCAGAAAGAACGAAGACUCAUGAAAGGGUUCAACAUCGCACCCCAACCGGGCGGAAGUGGUACCUUACCACCAGUAGCCGAAUUCAUAGCGUCUUUGCAGCAAGUUCAUCACGAGAAUCAGCAUCAUGAUUUGUUCGGUAGUACUCUCAGCGGUAUUUUUGGUCCUGGUGCAACGCCAAAAAAGAGUCCACAUCAUACAAGUACGAACAGUGUACCAGGAUUGGGUACAGGACCUAGACAAAUUCGUGGUGCUCGUGGUAGCUCAAGGAAGAAACGUUGGGGUACAUUGAUCGAAGCUGCUAAAGCUGGAAGAGUUUCUAGACUUAUAGGCAGAUCACGUUCAGAGGACUCCGUAUACUCACCUGGAUCAGAGGAUGGCGGAUCACGUUCAGAGGGUUCAUCCGAUUCGAAAUCAUCCCUAGAAGCCCCUGCACACGAAGCGCAUCAGCAUCAUCCGACCCAUCAUCCGCAUAAUCCCCAUCAUUACGAGGCCCAUCACAUGUUCGCCCACGGCUUGGGUCCAGCUCUGGCAGCUCUUAGGAAGAAACGCAAGAAAUUCUCAGCAUCUCGUGCAUCCACUCCAGUCAUGGUUAGCCACGUGAAUCCUGUGGAGAGCGUGAUGCAUCCGAUAGCUGCUGCAUUCGCUUCCAGAGUCUCGAGGAAGCAACUACAGCGUGCUAGCAGCGUACCAACCCGUGGUCCCGACCUGACGCCGCAGACGAUACCGCCCCGACGACACGAGGUCACGCAGAGUCAGCAACCCAGUCUGGACGCCGUGGAGGUGGUCAAUGCUAACGAACAGCAAGAUAUUGUUAUGAGUGCAGCACCGUUGACGCCAUCGACCACUGAGGAAAGUGUGAUAGCAUCCGGUGGUAUGACUGGCACUAUUAAAAGAAAUGGCUCGGCCACUCAAUUACAAAGACUUCCAGGCAUCGAGCCGAUAUCCGGUCACGACGUUUCGGCGGGUUGGCUCUGAGGAUUCAAAAACUCCGUGUCGCGGAUGGAUCGUGAUAAUCAUGGCCCCCUCCGAGACGAUGGCAGCCAUAACGAGCUCUGAUAUCACCUAACGAUGUAUGGCGGUUCUUUCAACAUUCGCGAGUAUUAUUUUUACUUUCUUUUUCUCACAGCAGAGAAGUGGAACGUGAACAAAACGAACGGCACUACUCGCAGACGCACAAUGAUGCCUUAAUGGCAACGCGCCUAUACGACUGCGUUGCUCCUACAAAUUCAUUCGCCGGCCUGCGCGCUCUCCUUAACUAUAUAACAAUUACACAGAGUUUACAUAUUUGUAUGUACUCUUUUAUCAUUUUAUUACUCACCUCUUACUUGGCUGUAUAUAGAUAGCCUCAAUCGUAACAAAAAGUGGUUGGAUUGUACCGGAAUCACGUCUGCAAGAAAGAAUUCAAUGGGAAUGAGCAAACGGGUGAAAGAUGCUGCGCGAAAGUACAAUGGAAAUUUAGGUAAAAGGUGAGAACUACUAUUACUGCCAGAAGACAGGGAGAUACGUAGGUCGACGUAUUUAGAAACUAGUCAACACUAGUCAACAAACCACAUCAAUGGAGAAAUGAUAUAAUUUUUAAGCGAUUACUCAUUGUGUUUGACAAAUUUUAAUAUUGUUAUUAGAUUAAACGAAUUACGUCCUCUGUGUGGACAUCUUAUAACAUUUAUUAGGCAUUGUGCCGUCGACAAUUGGAACUUCAGUGAAAGAGGAUUUUCUUAUACAUUUAUUUACAACCAAUUGGCGUAUUCAAGUUUUAUUCACUUUCCUUUUUUCCGUAUUUAUUGAUAUAAACAGAUAAUACAGUGCAUUAGCGUUCCUCGCUGGCCAUUCAAAAGUGUUCGUGAUCACCUCUCGGAGAUUUAAAAAGACUCAAAAUUGAAAAAGAAACAAAAUCGCUUCAUCGUGGCCAGAGUAAGAAAAUUGAAGAAGAGAAAAAAUUCAAAAAAACUGUAGAAGGUGGAAGAAACGUCAUGACCAAAAAACAAAAUAGACUAAUAAACGUAUAGUAGUGAACUAGACCGAAUGAACAAAGGAAAAAAAAAUUUUAAUGAAAACGAUAAGCGAUUCAUACCAUUUUAUCUCUUAGUAUUACUUGUAUGUACGAUAAAUUGAUAAUAUUAAUAUAAGAUAGCACAUUAAUAGGCAGCAAAGGUCAGGAUCGACAUGCCAAAUUGGUAAAUUAAUCUGUGAGUACCAUUCUUGAGGGUACGUACUCCAAAUUUUAAAUCUUCCAAAAAUCCCCAAAAAAACUUUAAGAUACUCACGUGCCUAAACGUAUCCGAUCCUGAUCUAACCAAACCUGAUUGUUAUUUAAAACUACGUAUAGACGUUUAUAUGAAAAUUAUAAUAAUGUAAAAUUACGUAAUGGAACAAAAAAAUAUCCUCGAUGAACACGCGGAUUUUAGGAAAGUUUUUAUCAUUCCUUUCGUUCGGCCUGCAGCUGUGACUUUCCUUCAUUUCUACGGAAAUAAGUGAAGAUAGGAACAAUGUACAGUGCAGUCUCCGUAGUUCUUCUAACUCGAAGGUGCGUUUUCUCGAAAAUCCAGAACUACAGAGUUCCCCCACUUGGCCAAAAGUAAACAAGACUUCAGGAUAAGACUGUAAGUCUAGCGUGGUACCCCGUUGUACGCAUUUACGUAUUCUCCAUGCGCACCGCAUCUGCAAGUAGGGAGGAAGAACCCUCUCCUUCAGUCUGGGAACGAUUGAGGAGAGGCUAAGACUUAUUGUUAGAGAAUCUUCGAAUUACAGAGAGUGCACUGUAUUAUAAAUGUAUGUGAAAAGUCAGGUUUAAUUUAUUUAAAAUUGUUAAUGCUCGUCUCGAUUAAAGUUUCAACUGAUCGAUCAGUGAUUGAUCAGCCAAAUGCGACUAAAAGAGAAAUAAAAGGGAUUCUCGUGAUCCGAUCGAAUUAUGAUCUAAAACAAUGAAGAGAUAAUUAUUUGCUACGUGAAUAUUAAAGGAAUACAAAAUAUACAGGGGGAGCAAAAAGUGACGAUUCUAAAUGGUGCUUAGAUAGAGGGUGCGGAUAAUAUUAAUGAAAUCGACCUAGAGAAGCCAGCGAAUCGAUAUAAAAAAUGACCAUUAAUAAAGUACCAUUUAUUCUGA
Messenger RNA from Cephus cinctus (wheat stem sawfly), 6617 nucleotides. It is a transcript of the gene Trpgamma, whose product is annotated as transient receptor potential-gamma protein. Gene Ontology annotation, biological process: calcium ion transmembrane transport; regulation of cytosolic calcium ion concentration; manganese ion transport. Gene Ontology annotation, molecular function: store-operated calcium channel activity; inositol 1,4,5 trisphosphate binding; protein binding. The record is from RefSeq and is a predicted model, not a curated record. The coding region runs from base 680 to 4489 and encodes 1269 amino acids. Gene Ontology annotation, cellular component: cation channel complex; membrane. NCBI's taxonomy places the organism in Eukaryota, Metazoa, Arthropoda, Insecta, Hymenoptera, Cephidae. The transcript is spliced from 22 exons.